AUGCUUGAUAAACUCAUUGAUCUGACCAAGAUGGCCGGACUCAAAGUGAAUUCGAGCAAAACAAAAUGGAUGUCAAACAACCGUAAUGGACAGCAGCUCGGAGUCAAUGAUGAAGAAAUUGAGCUGUGUCGUCGUGUGUCGUCGUCUUUCAUAUAUUUGAGCCAACUUAAGGCCACCAAUGCCUUUACUGCUGAAAUUUCCAUCCCCUGCGCUAAUAUCGUGCACUUCACUUUUGAUGGUGUCGAAAUGAAUGCGGUCUUGUCAGCACUAGUCGCCCAAGGGAAAGCUAAGGCUGGCGAAGGUCGAAUUAAGGUCGAUGGCACACCUGUCAGGAAGACCUCGUCUUACGUUAACAUCGGACGCUCCUUGAACACGGACAACGACAUGAAGGGGAAAUCGGUAAGGCGACAGAAAGCAGCGUGGGUGGCCUUCAAAAUCAAUUCGAUUCAAAAUCAAUUCAAGAGGUCACCAACUAUCCGCCUGAUCCGGAACUUCGCGCUAGUCUGUUCAACGCCGCAGUUCUUCUUGCGCUCUCUUGCGCGUCGCAGACUUGGGUGA
This is a messenger RNA of Haemonchus placei, 558 nucleotides long. NCBI's taxonomy places the organism in Eukaryota, Metazoa, Nematoda, Chromadorea, Rhabditida, Trichostrongylidae. The record is from the annotation of a GenBank genome assembly.